AUGGUUCAAUUAUUGAGUAGAUAUACACUUAUAUGUAAAGAUACUAUUUCAAAUAGUAAAUUUAUAUGGGAUAUUUCUUCGUGUAUUUGUGAUUUUCGUGUCAAUAUUCAUGAGUGCCCUGAAACAGAAAUGUUAACAAUAGCAUAUUGGAUUUUAGUUCCUUAUUGUUUAAUGUUAUGUUUAACGUCAAUAAUAUGUCUUUAUCAUUUAAUGUAUAUCAAGAAAGAAUCAUUUUUUUUCAACCCCCGAGUGAAUUCCAAUUCAAGAAUAAAUUGUGGAUUUUUAAGGACAAGACCCCAACAUACUUUUUAUGUUACAGUCUUAAUUUAUUGUUCAGUACAAGUAAUUCAUUCUAUUUGUUUAAUUUAUGAUUAUUAUCCGACUGUUUAUUGGGCAGAAAUUGGUCAAGCGUUACCAAGAACUCUUAGUAUCUCUUUUUCGAUAUUAUAUCUUUUAUGCAUCUAUUUAAUUUGUAUUAUUCUCAUGUUAUUACCAAUUGGAACAUUUAUACCACUUGCUUAUUUUACGGGUUACUUUGCGGAUAUUGAUCAAAUCACAAUGGCCAUAACAUUUCAUAGAAUUCAACUCGUUUCAUGGAUAAUAUUUUGUAUCGGUUAUUUAACUGCCAUUAUUUCAUUUUGGAAUAAUCGACAUAAUCUUAUUAAUUUGGAAACAAAUGAGGAAAUAAAAUAUA
Molecule: messenger RNA, 694 nt
Organism: Diversispora eburnea
Lineage: Eukaryota; Fungi; Glomeromycota; Glomeromycetes; Diversisporales; Diversisporaceae
Source: the annotation of a GenBank genome assembly